Molecule: messenger RNA, 1100 nt
Organism: Aspergillus ibericus CBS 121593
Lineage: Eukaryota; Fungi; Ascomycota; Eurotiomycetes; Eurotiales; Aspergillaceae
Product: rRNA-processing protein RRP15
Exons: 1
Coding region: 82-936 (284 amino acids)
Biological process (GO): maturation of 5.8S rRNA; maturation of LSU-rRNA
Cellular component (GO): preribosome, large subunit precursor
Source: RefSeq, a predicted model, not a curated record
CCACGUCCAAUCUUUCCCCCACCCCCUCCUCAGACCAAAUUCUUCCAAGUCAAUCUCGAAGGAUUCCGUCUCGCCAUCAACAUGCCUCCCCACAUGAAAAAGCGCAAGGUCCUCGACUCGUUGCAGGCCGGCCCCAAGAAGAAGUUCAGAAAGCAGCGCGAAUACCACAGCAGCUCCGAGGAGGAGUCUGAAGACGAUGAGCCCACCGAUUUCCAGGCCGUCAACCUGGCCGAUUCAGACGAGGAGGAAGUCGAGGUGAAGCAACCGAAGAAGCAGACCAAGUCGAUUGGCGCCGCCACGAAGGCCAAGGUCGAAAAGAAAGACGAAAGUUCCGACAACGAAGAAGCCGACGACGACGAUGUGGAAUCGGAUUUUGAAGGAUCUGAUUUCUCGGACGACGAAGACGGAGCCGAUUCCGAUACCUCCACGCCCGCGACCGAUCGCAGAGCCGUUUCCAAGCGCAAUGAUCCCUCGGCUUUCUCCACCUCCAUCGCGAAGAUUCUGUCCACCAAACUGCCCACAUCUGUUCGAGACGAUCCGGUGCUGUCGCGCAGCAAAGAGGCAGCUCAGAAGAGCACCGACAUUGCAGAGGAGAAGUUGGACAGGCAAGCGCGCGCCAAGCUGCGUGCGGAGAAGAAGGAGGAACUGGAGCGGGGUCGCAUCCGCGAUGUCAUGGGCCUGCAGCGUGGUCAGGCCGGUGCGGUGGCUGAGGAGGAGAAGCGUCUGCGCAAGAUCGCCCAGCGUGGUGUGGUGAAGCUGUUCAACGCCGUGCGCGCGGCCCAGGUCCGUGGAGAGGAAGCGGCCAAGGCCGAGCGCAAGAAGGGAACCAUUGGUAUCGGCGAGCGUGAGAAGGCCGUGAACGAAGUCAGCAAGCAGGGCUUCUUGGAUUUGAUCAGCGGCAAGAAGGGCAAGCCGUUGAAGAUUGAGGAGGCCUAAGGGUUUACGAGUGUUUCUGUUCGCUGUUAGAGACCUGGCAUACCUGGGCGUUCGGGGUUCUUGACUGUUCGUUUUCGCAAGUGUUUGGAUUAUUAAAAGUGAUAUUCUAUUUACAGGUACUUUCAUGCCAAAUGUGAAUGGAGAUCGGAAUACCCAAUAGAGAC